This is a messenger RNA of Sphaeramia orbicularis (orbiculate cardinalfish), 2772 nucleotides long. It is a transcript of the gene ihha, whose product is annotated as Indian hedgehog signaling molecule a. Gene Ontology annotation, biological process: protein autoprocessing; multicellular organism development; smoothened signaling pathway. Gene Ontology annotation, molecular function: patched binding; calcium ion binding. The transcript is spliced from 4 exons. The coding region runs from base 612 to 1925 and encodes 437 amino acids. Lineage: Eukaryota; Metazoa; Chordata; Actinopteri; Kurtiformes; Apogonidae. The record is from RefSeq and is a predicted model, not a curated record.
GGCAACAGAUCGUUUUGGAUCACUCAAAUCCUUCAAUUCAACUGGAAAGCUGCAGCUUGUUGCGCGCCCGCCGCAUAUGGAGAGGGGAGCCUUAGGUCCAGAAAGCGCACAAACCAACAGCAGGGCAGGCGAAAGUGGCUGAUGGUGUGACAGUUCCCAGAGUCAAAGAAAGAGAGGGACAGAAACCACAACACUGCAACUUGGAUAUCAGCAACCGCUCUCUCUCCCUCUCCCUCUCUCUCUCUCUCUCUCUCGCUCUCUCUCUCUCUCUCUCUUUGACGCACCAAAUCGACUUUGAACCUGUUUGUUUAAAUACACGGACUUUACUGCCUGCACACUUACUGUUGAUUCUGUAAGGCGGAGGGAACGAAGUUUCUCAAUUUGGGUCAAAUUUUUGGAGCCGCUACAAAGUUUUGUUUUUUUUUUUUUUUCUUGGUGUCUUCAUGGUGCCCGGAGGUGCCCGACGCACUCCAUGAGCUUCUCCGGGUCCGAGUUUAUCGGACGUGAUGCUGCGAAUGUCACGGACGAUGGAAUCGAUAACUGAACCGGGGAGGUACUGAAGACAUCUCUCUCUCUCCCCCCACGGGAGAGUCCUCCCUCCCCCCGGGGCGAUGCGGAUCUCUUUCCUCUUCCUCACCGCCUCUCUGUGUGCCUUGGUCCUCCUCUUCGCACCUGCCUCGGAGGGCUGCGGACCGGGGAGGGCGUACGGCAAGAGGCGGCCUCCGAAGAAGCUUAUUCCGCUGGCGUACAAACAGUUCAGCCCCAACGUGGCCGAGAAGACACUGGGGGCCAGCGGAAGACCCGAGGGCAAAAUAACCCGCAACUCCGAACGCUUUAAAGAACUCACCCCGAAUUACAACACAGAUAUCAUCUUUAAGGAUGAGGAGGAUACGGGUGCCGACAGGCUCAUGACCCAGCGUUGUAAAGACAAGUUAAACUCUCUGGCCAUUUCUGUGAUGAACAUGUGGCCUGGUGUGAAGCUGAGGGUGACAGAGGGCUGGGAUGAGGACGGUCAUCACUCAGAGGACUCACUGCACUACGAGGGCCGGGCUGUGGACAUCACCACCUCAGACAGGGACAGAAAUAAGUAUGGCAUGUUAGCCCGACUGGCAGUAGAAGCUGGAUUUGACUGGGUCUACUAUGAGUCUAAAGCCCAUAUUCAUUGCAGUGUUAAAUCAGAACAUUCUGUAGCAGCCAAGACUGGUGGCUGUUUUCCUGCCAAUGCUGAGGUGAUUCUGAAGAGCGGGGCGACUAAACAGAUGCAAGACCUUCUCCCUGGUGACCUGGUCUUGGCCUCCUCAACAACAGACGUCCAGGGCCCUCUUCUCUACAGCCCAGUUGUGUCCUUUCUGGAUCGCCAGCCCAAUGCAACAAAGAUCUUCUACGUCAUUGGCACCGACACAGGACUUAAUAUAACACUCACAGCAGCACACCUGAUCUUUGUGUCCGAAUGUCCUGGUGUGUUGAACGACUCUCGGUGGGAAAAGACAGCUGAAGGGCCACUUUUUGUUUCGCUAUGGGAGGAAAGGCCUAGCUGGGAAACAGGUCUGAGGACAGUUUUUGCCAGUGAGGUCCAACCAGGACAGUGUGUACUCACAACACAAGGCAGAGCAGGGUCAAAGCCAAAGUUGUCAGUCGUGACCUUUGUGGAGGUGCAGAGUAGUACUGGUUUGUAUGCACCGUUAACGCAGCAUGGCUCAAUAGUGGUGAACGGUGUGUUAGCGUCCUGCUAUGCUGCUGUGAACAAACACAAUCUCGCUCACUGGACCUUGGCCCCACUCAGAUUCUUCUACCGCUUCAUGGUACCUUCAGAGCCACAGACUGAUGGGUUGCACUGGUACCCGAGGCUCCUACAGUGGUUGGGGCAAAUGCUACUGGAUGCUGGACACUUCCACCCCUGGGGGAUUGAGCACGGGCAGACAUAGGAGCGACAGAGACAGGUUUUACACUGAUUGCUUCAUUCAGUUUUCUGUAUUCAGGAGCGCCAAAGCACAGAUCAAGCUGCGCACUUAAGGGACUACCAAAGACUGCUGAUUUUGUUAUGUAUGUGUUGUUUUGCAAACUACUUGCCUGUAUUUGCUGUACUUCAGAAAGUCCUUUUUGAAUCACAUGUACAAAUUGUGUGAAAGACAAAGACUGAGAUUUCUUUUAUACUUUGGUAAAUUCAAUCACAUUAAUGGAAGCAGAUUUAGAAGAUCACAGAGACUAAGACGUGACAGAGACAGCUUUGUUCUUGGAAAACUCUCCGAUCUGAGUGCCAACAAAAGCACUCACAAACAUCUCCCUUCUACUCACUAUAUUCAGCAGAUUCUACAAUGAAAGUAAAUGUGAACUGUCAAAUUAAACUAAACCAAUGUGUUUCACUCACUUUGUAAGUUUAAGUUAAGACAAAGAGAAAGGGCUGAGUCUCACAGUAAUAUCUCAAAGUGACAAUCAGGUUUGAUCAUUCAUUUAGACUGUGUUCAAUGAUAAAUAUUAUAUGGAGGCAUUUGAAACAUGAACGUUGUCUUCAGAAACCAAGGGUAAGAUGAAAACACAAAGGGAACAUUUGAUGAGAAAGAAGAGAAACAGUGUGAAUAAAAGACGGUUACUGAACAAAAUUCUACAUUUAUGUACAUAGAUAUUUAUAUGGUUAAGUAAUGUUAAGAAAAAUUAACAGAAGAAUUUUGUUUACUUACAGAAUUAUUGCAGAAAGUACAGUGAUUCUGUUGUUUUCCCUGUAGAGCCUAUACUGUAUAUUAGAACUGAUCUACAAAAUUAAUGAUAAACUGU